Pygocentrus nattereri (red-bellied piranha) is the source of this 3718-nucleotide messenger RNA. RefSeq names its product phospholipase D2 (gene pld2). Gene Ontology annotation, molecular function: D-type glycerophospholipase activity; phosphatidylinositol binding. Lineage: Eukaryota; Metazoa; Chordata; Actinopteri; Characiformes; Serrasalmidae. Gene Ontology annotation, biological process: phosphatidic acid biosynthetic process; intracellular signal transduction; cell motility. The record is from RefSeq and is a predicted model, not a curated record. Bases 256 to 3099 code for a protein of 947 amino acids. The transcript is spliced from 25 exons.
CGUAGUGUUUCAUGUUGACGUUGGCGUGAAAGCAGCCGCUACUCGAGAGUUUACGGUAAGUUGGACCUGUAGGACACUGCCUACGUAGAGCGUUACACGAGUGCUUUGGGUGUGUGGAUGGACGCAGAGUGUCUCUAAAGUUUGGACAGUCGGUGGAGAUCAUCAUGUAGGCGGCUGAUCUUUAACACAUCGGAUUGUUGUUCAGUCUCAGCGGGUUUCUUGGAGGUGGUAAAGGUGUGAUCGGUCAGUAGCGUCAUGGCGAGUCUGGAGGAGAAAACAGAGCAGUGGUUUCACUCUGGGGAGUGUGACACCUGUCUGAAUGAUGAACAACUCGACUCCAUCAGAAACAACAGCGAUUUGCGAAAGUUUUUCGUGGUGCAUCAUCUGGUUGAUCUCAAGGAGGAAGGAAUAUCUCCAUUUCUCCAUAACACACCCAUCACCUGCAAAGUGGAAAACACUGAGAGAUACACUACUCGUUCCAAGGUGCGCGUGUGCACUCUGUAUACGGUGCGCCUGACCCAUGGUGAGUUCACCUGGACAGUGAAGAGGAAAUAUAAGCAUUUUCAGGAGCUGCAGAGGGAUUUGUACAAAUACAAGAUGAUGCUGCAGUUUCUUCCCCUUGGGAGGUUUGCCAUUCAGAGGCAGCAGUUAGAGACCAUGAGUGAGGAGAUGCCCACUCUACAUGGCACAGAGAGGAUGAGGAGGACGUCCAGCAAACCGAAAUAUCUGGAGGAGUAUCUGAACAGCCUGCUGGAGAACACGUUCUGCAGGAACUACAAUGGCAUGCUGGAAUUCCUUGCGGUCAGUCCUCUCUCCUUUAUCAAAGACCUUGGACCCAAAGGCCUUGAAGGUUUUAUUUUGAAGAGGUCAGGAGGACACCGCAUUCAAGGCCUCAACUGCUUCGGCCAUCAUCAAUUCUGCUUCCGUUGGUCACACCGCUGGCUGGUGGUCAAAGACUCCUUCCUGCUGUACAUGUCCAGAGAUCCUGGGCUGGUGUCGUUCGUGCUGCUCUUUGAUCCUGAGCUGAAGGUUCUGGUGGGCCGCUGCUACACCGACACCAAGCAUGGAGUGUGCAUCGAAAACUUCAGCAGGAAGCUGAUCAUUAAGUGCAACAGCUACAGGCAAGCUCAGUGGUGGAGUCAUGAGAUUCGUCGUCUGUCUGAACGCUGUGAUUUCCUCCAGAUGCACCGCUUUGAUGGCUUCGCCCCACAGAGACCUCACACCUUCACUAAAUGGUAUGUGAACGGCAGUGGCUAUUUUUCGGACGUGGCAGAUGCUCUGGAGAAAGCGAAGGAGGAGAUCUUCAUCACUGACUGGUGGCUGAGCCCUGAAGUCUUCCUCAAACGUCCCGCCAGAGGAACGUACUGGCGUCUGGACCAGAUCCUCAAACGCAAAGCAGAGCAGGGGGUGAAGGUGUGCAUACUGUUAUAUAAGGAGGUGGAGUUGGCUCUGGGCAUUAACAGUGACUACAGUAAGAGAGCCCUGAUGAAUCUGCACCCAAACAUCAAGGUGAUGCGUCACCCUGAUCACGUGGCCUCUGUGGUGUUCUUGUGGGCUCAUCAUGAGAAGAUGGUAGUCAUCGACCAAACAGUGGCAUUUGUAGGCGGGCUGGACCUUGCCUUUGGGAGAUGGGAUGACAGUAGCUACAAGCUGAUUGAUGUGGCACCUUCCAAAACAGCUAAUCACAGCCCGAGACCAGUGCCAGAGAUGGAAGGGGAAGACGGCUCCACUGUUCCUCUUUCUGAUGGAGAUCCUGGGGAAGCUCCUGUCGGUCAUGAUGAGGUGGAUUUGAGCUGUAAUGCUCUCUUAUGGUUGGGCAAAGACUACAGCAACUUCAUCAAGAAAGACUGGACACAGCUGGACCAGCCUUUCCAAGAUAAUGUGGACCGGACACAGGUGCCACGUAUCCCAUGGCGUGACCUUGGAGCAGUUGUUCAUGGGAAAGCUGCCAGGGACCUGGCACGGCAUUUCAUCCAGCGCUGGAACUUCACCAAGAUUUUUAAAAUAAAGUACAAAGAUAAGUUUUACCCAUGUCUGCUGCCCAAGAGCCACUUUACUGCCAACGACCUGCCCUUUACUGUACCUGGAGCAGCAAAAGCAUCUGUACAGGUUCUGCGCUCAGUGGAUCGCUGGUCAGCGGGAACCUGUGAGUGCUCCAUCCUCAAAGCCUACAUAUGCACUAUCGAGAACAGCCAGCAUUACAUCUACAUAGAGAAUCAGUUCUUCAUCAGUUGUGCUGAUGAGAAGAACGUUCACAACACCAUCGGAGAUGCCAUCGUUAAGAGGAUCCUACGUGCCCACAGUGAGAAGAAGAAGUACCGGGUGUUUGUUGUGGUCCCUCUCUUACCUGGCUUUGAAGGAGACAUUGCUGAAGGAGGAGGCAGAGCCAUACAGGCGAUACUGCACUUUACCUACAGGACGAUGAAUCGUGGCGAGUUCUCCAUUCUGUCCAGACUGAAGGAACAGAUGCAGGAUGAAUGGACACAGUAUAUCUCCCUGUGCGGCGUGCGCACACACUCGGAGCUCGGCCAGACGCCCAUUACUGAACUCAUUUACGUCCACAGCAAGGCCCUGAUUGCUGAUGACCGCUGCUACAUCAUUGGGUCGGCUAACAUUAAUGACCGCAGCAUGCUGGGCUCUCGGGACAGCGAGCUGGCCGUGCUGGUGGAGGACGAAGAGAGGGUUCCGUCACGCAUGAAUGGAGAAGAGUACGAAGCAGGACCUCUCGCGCUUGCCCUGCGCAAAGAGUGCUUCAGGGUCCUGCUGGGGGCGAAGUCUGACCCACCAAUUGAUAUUGAUGACCCAGUCAGCGAUCAGUUCUUCAAUGAUGUCUGGAACAAAAUCGCCCAAUCAAAUGCCUCCAUCUAUGAAACGGUUUUCCGGUGUCUUCCGCUGGACUCGAUCCGUAACAUGCGCGAGCUGCAGGAACACGUGAGCACACGGAACCUCGCCCAGACGGACCCAGAGCGAGCCAGCCGCGAGCUUCAGGCUGUCAGGGGCAUCCUUGUUCACUUCCCCCUGCACUUCCUGUGUGAGGAAAACCUGCUCCCACCGCCCGGCACGAAAGAGAGAAUGGUCCCUUUGGAGGUGUGGACGUAGUAUGGACUGGACAGUGGAGUUUGUGGUGUGAUAAGCGGACAAUCUGAACCUGUAAACACUCAUUAUCUGCUCUAUGCCCACUGAACUGGACGUCAUGGGUUUAGUGUGAUAACGGACCAAACCGCCUGCACUAAUGUGAUAGAGAAUAGGGGUUGGUGGUUGGAGAGAGAUUUUUCUAACCACACUGAAUUGUGCUAUAGCCUGUAUUGUGUCAUUUUCUUUCUCUGUGGGAGCGACGGAGGUAGCGGUGUAAAUCUCUGGCCUCGCGAUUUGAUUUGAUUAUGAUUCUUUAGGGAAUAACUUGCCGCAGUCAUGAAAUAUCACCCUAAUUCAUUUUGAUUGAAAUUUUUAGGAAAUGGUUAAAGGCAUCUUCAGCCUUCACCACCAAGCGGAUUUGAUUCCGAUUCUGUAGAGAACGAUUCAGUGAAUCAUGCCGUCUCCAAUUUUGAUAUGGUUCGUUUCAAGCUGAUUCAGAUUCUUUUGGAAACUGCUCUGUAACGUGAAAUCUUAAGAUGGGCUGUGAUCGAGUCCAUGACGGUUCUUUAGGAAACGGUUCAGUGAUUCAGUGCAUCUUUACAGGAAGUGAUUUAGCGCAUCACUAAAUCAUAUUUCAACAUGA